GGCCGAUCAGCUGUUCCGAGCGCUGCACAACAACAAAGGACCUGGACGGGCCGGCGGCGUCCAGGGCAGCAACAGGAGGGCUGGAGCCGGCCCCGCGCCCGCCGCCCGGACCCGAGCGAGGCGCAGCCCGGCCCCGCCGCAGCUACCUCAGCAGCCCCGCCGCGCGCCCGCCCCGCCGAGCCGCGGAGCCUCGGCGCCGCACCCCUGCUGCAGCUCGGGCCCACGAAUGAUGACUUUUCUUGCUUCUCACCUAAGCUGAAUAAGCACCCUGUGCACUUUAAUCUCCUGUCUGUGCUGUUGGGUUAACUGAAGAUAGAAUUUUGAAAUCUCAGCUAUAAAUACACCCAGCCAAAGUCUCAGUCUUGCCUUAAUAAUGUUCCAGAGGCUGAAUAAAAUGUUUGUGGGUGAAGUCAAUACUUCUUCCAACCAAGAACCAGAAUUUAGCGAGAAAGAAGAUGAUGAAUGGAUUCUUGUUGAUUUCAUUGAUACUUGCACUGGUUUCUCAGCAGAGGAAGAAGAAGAAGAAGACAUCAAUGAAGAAUCACCUACAGAGCACCCUUCAGUUUUUUCCUGUUUACCUGCAUCUCUGGAAUGCUUGGCUGAUACAAGUGAUUCCUGUUUCCUCCAGUUUGAGUCCUGUCCAAUGGAGGAGAGCUGGUUUAUCACCCCUCCCCCAUGUUUUACUGCAGGUGGAUUAACCACUAUCAAGGUGGAAACAAGUCCUAUGGAAAACCUUCUCAUUGAACAUCCCAGCAUGUCUGUCUAUGCUGUGCAUAACUCCUGCCCUGGGCUCAGUGAGGCCAGCUGUGGGACUGAUGAAUUUCAUAACCCAAGUAGUCCCAGAGUGGAAGCCCAGAGUGAGGUGGGGCAGCACAUCCACUGCUAUGUCGCAGCUCUCGCUGCUCAUACAACUUUUCUGGAACAACCCAAGAGCUUUCGCCCUUCUCAGUGGAUAAAAGAACAUGGUGAAAGGCAGUCUCUGAACAGAAAUAGUCUUCGUCGCCAAAACCUUACCAGGGAUUGCCACUCCCGGCAAGUCAGGCACAGUGGCUGGGUGGUUCAUCAGCCCUGCCCGCGUCAGUACAAUUACUAAGAAUUUCAAGUUUUGCUGGUUGGUUUCUCUUGGUUUGUGCAUCUGUGUGGGGAUGUACGUAUAUGUACAAUGAAAAUGCUGUCUCCGUAGCCAGUCGAUGACCAAUCACAUAGUUUAUGGGUGUAUUUAGACACUAUCUUAAAAACCAGAUUUCUAUGCCGUGUAUCACAUAAUGCCUUGCUCCUAACAUUUACUUUUUUUGUAAACUUUUUCAAAAUAUUUUUGGAACUAUGUCAAUACAUUUACAGUGUUUGGUGUUUGGGGAUGUCUUUAAAUCUAUUAAGGUGUACACAAGUUAGUCAGCAUUUUAAAGACAUUUCUUCCCCCAAAUACGAGAAUAGGCAUCUUUCAAUUUUCAUUUUAUUUUGUAUUACUUAAUCUUUUGAGUAAGCAAAAAUUUAUUCUCAGGGUCAGCCAUACACUUUAUUGACCAGUACUUGAUAAUCUUUUCUGUAUAUAAUGAAUACAUUUUUACACACUAACAUGAGCAUUAACAGGUGAUAGUUGCCAUGGAUAUAAUGGAAUUAUGGCUGGACUUUCUUUUGAAAGAAAACUUGAUAUUUUCUGUGUGUGAUUUUUUUUUUUUUUUCCAGAUUAGUCAUGCAGUUCAUCGUGGAAUUCAGGUACAUUAAGCUUUAGUAAACAGUCAUUCAGUAAUUCCGAUGGGACUACGUGAUGUGGUACAGAUCAGGUGUCAUGGACAAAAGCACUUGUCUCAUGUGCAGAGGGAAGAAAUUAGACCUGUGAAAUUAUAUUUGAAAAAACCCAUGUCUGUAAGUAACCCAUUAGUCCAUAUUUAAGUUGUUUGGAUUCUUUCCUGCGAGCUCUGCCCACUCUCCUCCUUAUAGCAGCUGUAAAUUCAGAUGUACUUGUCCAGACACUUGAGUGACUUUUCAUACUUCUGUCUCCCCACAAGAAAAGUGAUGGACUUCUUAUUUCUAGAAACAGUGAAAACCUCUGAUGUGGAGCUUGUCCUGCCAAGGGACAAGCAAGGGUGAGGGGGGACUUCUGGUGACGUCUUCAUCGCACCUGUGAGAAGAGUGACAGGUGGCUUCCUUGAGUUUUCAUUUUUUGUUUUCAGGCAAAAUCUUGAACCACUUUGGCCCCUGUUUCCUCCACAACAGGAGAGUAAUAACAUUCACCCCCCUCACAGGGUUGUUGUGAGGAUCGCACACUGAUGGGAAACGGGGCUGUCCACGACUGGACCUCGUGUGAACUUCCAAGGGCCUUUCUACUGAAUCUAGUGAUGGCGGGCUGUCGCAGUUCUUCUGCCACAAUUGUUCUUCACGGUGUUGGUGCUAAUGAGGCCAGGGCGCAGGGUUCAGCUCACAUGAAGGCCAGUUAACUUGACUCUUUCUGCACCUCUAGCCAGUUGCUUCAUUUCUCACCACUGUGAUGGCUUCUGCGGAUCUGUCCCCGCACUCACUGCGGACUUCCUCUGAAAUUAACUUAAACGCAUUCACAUCUGAAAGCUCAUGCUACUGACAGAAGAGUAGCACUGCCUGCAUAAUCAAACAGCUUGUUUGUCCAUCUCCUCAAUCCUAAGUACGUGAGCGCAUGUCUAUGAAAUGUUCUCAAGGAAAAGGCAGCAUACUAGUCCUGUGAAGUAUUAAUUGUCACUAACCCUGUAGCAGCUUGAUGUAGGGAACCCUGGGAGACUUUCAGGAAGAGCUGUGCUCUUUUCUGACUAGACUGGGGAAUUAGAGUUGGAAGAGGUCAAAUAUGUAGUUAGUUGGUGGUUUAGAUUGUUCUUCCACUGGCUGUAAUGAAGUGCCAGAUGUCUCCUUAGAACAAGAGUCUAAAUCCCCCUCUUUCUUUAUUCGCGUUUUCUAUGGACUUCCCCUUUUAUUUAUUUGUUUUCUAUUUAGGGGCCAAGUCUGUAAAGUUUUGUCAAACUGAGAAGUUAUUUGUUACUAUUUGUGUUUACCAGAGUUGGGAGAGAUUUCAUGAAGGUGUGUAUGUGUUACACCACGUCUGUUCUAGGGCCUCACAUUGGUAACUUGAAAACAGACCAGCAAGGUGUCUUUUGGACCUAGCUUCUGCCUUCAGGGGCCUCUUUCGUACAUUGCAUGCAAGUUGUUAGUACCUCACAAGCUACAGAAGUUCAGCCAUGAGAAUUUGUUAGGCAGCAUGAACAGAUUUGUAUAUAAAUUUCAAUAGACUUUUUUUUUUAACUACUUUUUAGUUCAGACUUCUUGAUACCUUAAAUACAUUUACAUCUCUAUCAGUUAUUGACUUUUUGUUUGCCUUAUCUGGGCCUUGUUUUUUUAUGCUUUAUACCUGGAAAACAAAAAAAUUCAGUCACUGUUUUUUUUUUUUUUUUCCUCAGAAUUAGGAUUACCUUACCACCUGUGAUAGAGUACUGUGGUUUCAUGGCAGUAUCUAAGAUUUCUGUCUAAAAUUGGCACAUGUAAGAAUUGAAGAAAAUGGCUACAUAAUGCAGCUGAAGUUUUUGGUCGUGAGAUGUUUAAGAGGCAUUGACCGUGUGUAAGACACAAGGCCAAUAACAGAAUGUUGACUUGUUACGUAUUCUUUGUCACAUGGCCAAAAUGCAUUUUGUGAGUUGAUUGUUAUUUUUGCUGUUGUAAUUAUUAGUGGUUUACAAUGCACAUUUGUGCAUAUUACUUAAAAAUUCAGGCAGUGAGAAAUAAGACCCCUCUGAAUUUAGGAGCUCUGACUGUUUCUAAACUGAUAACAUAGAAUGUUACUUGGAAAAAGUCUGGAAUAUGUGGUGCACACAGGCAGUGCUUCAUGAAUAGAUUUCUGACCUUUUACAAUGCACCACAUUCAUCAAAGUUUAUGUUUUCAUUAAUAAAGUAUUUUAUAAUGUAUACCCUAUGUUUAUUACUUUUUCUGCCUCAGCUAAUCGAAUUACGUUCUGCACUGUAAGUUGAAGAUUAGCUAUCCGUUAUUUAUCUUCUGUAGCAAUGCUUUAUGUGGCUGAGUGGGUGGGGACUUUUUUGCAGAAAAUGCAAAGUGAUUGGAUUGUAGACUUCCCAUUGCAGGGAGCUCCCCCCAAUACACAGACAUUAGUUUCCUGUAUAUUUUUCCAAUUCCCAUGCAAACUGUUCCUGUUUACAUACCUUCUUUGUUCUAUCAGUUCUUUGAUUCCAGCAAGAAGAUGGUUUACUUAAAACUUGAGAGGGCCAUUCAGCAUUGCUUGUUGUUCUUGCUUCUCAAAUCUGUAUAGUAGACUGGUUUCUUAAUGCUAGUGUGUUGAAAUUUGAAUUACAUUGCUCUCUCUUCUUCUUCCUUAAGGAAAUAUAUUUUCUUUUUUAUAUUCUUAAAAAGAGCAAGGAAGGACAUCUUCAUGAUUCUCAUCUUCUUUGAGUUGGAAACAAAAAAUGAAGGAAUCCAACUAGAAGAUAGACAUCUGCAUUUAAAUAGAUUAGUGAGAAAAGUUUCCAAGUAUUAGUUUCUGUUUUAGAAUCAGUUAAGAGACUGCUCCUUUUACUGGGAGAUACUAGUAUGUUUGUUAUGUUACCUUGAAAGUAUCUUUUAUUUUAUAAGGCCCAUAAAUACUAGUUUAACUCUUUUAAAGAUGGGUUCCUAUCAUGGAUAGUUUCACAGCCAUCAGCCAUGCUGAUGUAUUGUAAAUGACAUCCCUAUCUACUUAUUUUAAAACUUAAAAUUUUAUAUAAAAUGCUUUAUUUAGAAAACUUACAUAAUAAAAUGGUGUCAGCCUUGCCAUGUAGCAAUUUCACUUGAAAUCUGACACCGAUUAAAGAGGUUCAAAUGGAGAAAGGGGUACCUGCAAGGUACAGAUCAGGAGAACUUUUCUUUGUAACAGUGUCCUUCAUGUGGAAAGAGAAGUUCCUAUUCUGAGGAAGGCAGCUUAUGUGGAUAAUGUUUGUAUAUUGUUGAGAAUUUUCCUUAUGACAUUUUAAAAAAAUGUGUAAUUGUUAAAUGCCCAGUUUUGCUCUGUGUUUGCCUGAAGUUCUAGUUUUCUAGGUGGACUUGUGUAAAAUCCAAACCAGCACUUGGGGAGGUUGGUGUGUGUUCAGGCUUGCAGUGUGUGAGUGGUUUUGUUUCCCUUUUGGUUGUUUCCUCCAGAGGUUUUGAACUUUAAUUAAUAAUUCUGUAUGUUAUUUUUUAAAAAGUGACUUUAUGUUUUUCUCAAGUAAAAUGGUGAACACAUUUGCUUUUCAAGGGCAGGGCAUAAGUUAUGGAAACUGAAAAGUGUUGUAGAUUGUACUAUGUGCCUUCUUAAUGUAUUCCUGGACACACCUUUUUUUUCAUCAACUUGAAAACUCAAAAGGGACAUUUGGUUAGGUUAUAUCCUAUAGACAUCAAUCUAUGCAUAAAUGGCAGCUUGUUUUCUUGAGCCACUGUCUAAAUUUUUUUUGUUUUUAUGGAAAUUUUUUAUACUGAUUGGUUCAUAGAUGGUCAGUUUUAUACAGAGUGAACAAUACAGCACUUUGCCAAAAAUAAGUGUAGCAUUGCUUAAACAUUGUGUAUUAACACCAGUCCUUUGUAAUCGGGUUCAGUGGUGCAUUUUGCACUGCCCGGAGUUUUGGUUUUUAUUCUGUCAGUAAAUAAAAUGUCCUUUAACGUCA
This is a messenger RNA of Sciurus carolinensis (gray squirrel), 5649 nucleotides long. It is a transcript of the gene Tp53inp1, whose product is annotated as tumor protein p53 inducible nuclear protein 1. The transcript is spliced from 4 exons. Gene Ontology annotation, biological process: autophagosome assembly; positive regulation of DNA-templated transcription. Lineage: Eukaryota; Metazoa; Chordata; Mammalia; Rodentia; Sciuridae. The record is from RefSeq and is a predicted model, not a curated record. The coding region runs from base 374 to 1093 and encodes 239 amino acids. Gene Ontology annotation, cellular component: nucleus; autophagosome.